AUGCUGCAGCUAAAUCCUCUCUCAAUUACUGUCUAUUUCGCACUCUCGGCCGGGGCUUUCGCUCAGCCUCUAGGCACAGUCUCACCACUGGCACAAAUCUGUGGACCACCUUCCAGCGUUGUCUGCAUUAAAAAAUAUGCAUCUGUAAUGCCAUAUCAUUUCUUCAGAGAGCCGUCUUAUAAUGGCUCUUACGAAGACAUAUACCCUUCGACUAUGGUCCCAAAUGACACCUCUUGGGGGCUUGUCAGGAAAGCGGACUUCCUAGUGUUUGAUCAAGCCCGUGGACUGGACCUGCUGGGACCCAGUCCGAGCUAUGAAUACGUAUUUGAGGUCAACAAUGCCGUGCAUGAAGCACCAGUCUAUUCGCCAGUGACGAAUAAGCUAUAUUUCUCUCAGCUUCGUGGAACCAAAUCUCCACCAGGUUUUCUUCCACAGCUCGUCGUCAAUCUUAAUGUUGAUCCCCCAGAGCUUGGAGAGCUGAUAUCGGAUCCAUAUAUGCCCCAAAUGGCGGAACGAUCCACAACCAGUGUGAUAUACUGGGGCGUCUCUGGAGGAAACAACAGUAUCGGCGGCAUCGAAGAGAGGCCUAGCAUCGCAACUCUCGAUCCGUUGACCAACAAGACCGUCACACUGCUCAAUAACUACUUCGGCUACUACUUUAACACGGUCGACGACCUCUUCGUCCACGACAACGGCGACAUUUUCUUCACCGACCCACAAUAUUCCUGGUUCAACGCCCUCACAGAUAGAGCGCCCCAACUCGAAACAGCCAGCUACCGCUUCACGCCCUCAACUGGUGCGGUCUCAGUCAUCAAUGACGACAUCGUGCAACCGAACGGAAUUGCAAUCGCACCCGUCGUUGCAGGCUGUCCAAGAACGGUGUACAUCUCCGACACAGGCGCAAUCGCAGGCACGACACAGCAGAGUCUCGGGCCACAGGGGACCGAAUUCAACACAACGUGCAAGCGCACGAUAUACGCCUUCGAUCUCAGCGCGAAUUGCAAGCACCUGCUCAACAAACGUCCCGUCUACUUGGCGCAGGACUGGGUGCCUGAUGGGCUGAAGGUCGCGGCCAACGGCUAUAUCGUGACAAGAGCAGGUAAGGGGGUGGAUGUACUUGAUUCUGAUGGGACGUUGUUGGUGCGUGUGCAGACGAACUUUACGGUGCAGAAUUUUGCGUGGACGGGGGCGAAUUAUGAGGAUCUUUGGAUUGUGGGGAACAGUGGCGUGGCUAGGGUCAAGUGGGCGCUCGAGGGACAGGUGCUGAAGUAGUGAGUUUGUGGCAGCCUGCGCCAGAGUCUUGCCGAUAUUUGCGUCCUGCCUGUGGAAUGAAUAUGGAAGUGGUGAAAUAACCGAGAUGAUCAUGCUUGUUAUUUUCCGAAUCGGUGUAGUUGUGACACUAGGCAAUCACUUGUAUCCGAAGAUGUGAUUGAGAC
Hyaloscypha bicolor E is the source of this 1436-nucleotide messenger RNA. RefSeq names its product calcium-dependent phosphotriesterase. The transcript is spliced from 3 exons. The coding region runs from base 1 to 1272 and encodes 423 amino acids. The record is from RefSeq and is a predicted model, not a curated record. Lineage: Eukaryota; Fungi; Ascomycota; Leotiomycetes; Helotiales; Hyaloscyphaceae.